Messenger RNA from Harpia harpyja (harpy eagle), 3496 nucleotides. RefSeq lists its product as uncharacterized. Bases 1996 to 3360 code for a protein of 454 amino acids. Lineage: Eukaryota; Metazoa; Chordata; Aves; Accipitriformes; Accipitridae. The record is from RefSeq and is a predicted model, not a curated record. The transcript is spliced from 2 exons. Gene Ontology annotation, biological process: protein polyubiquitination; protein monoubiquitination. Gene Ontology annotation, molecular function: ubiquitin protein ligase activity.
GCUAUUGCCCGACACCGGAUCUAAUUCUGUACUUUGCAGAUAAAAGGAAUUUUUUUUUAACUUUUCAUUCAGCGGUCCAGCUUACGCAAGUGCUGAGCUUCACACGAAAAGGAAAGUACCUCAUGCUGAGGGUUUGUGUCAGUUUCAGUACUCUUUUCUGCUCAGAAUAUGUUAAGUGUAAACUACCCAUUCUGAUUUUUGUGGUUGCCGGUUAUAGUAGGAAACAGUUCUGCCCGGUUUGCGGUGGGGCGAGGGUUCAUUUACGUGGUGGCUGCUUAGCCCUGCUGCGAGGCCUUGUAAAAGCCUCAGCAGAACGGGGAAUCGACUCCAAAGGCCGUGAACUGCUAAGGAGGAAGAUUUUCCUGACCGUUUGUUUGAACUUUGAGCAAACAAAACGAGAAAAGAAAAAGCUGUGAUUUGGGUUUUUUUCCCCUGCUGAGUGGUACAGGAACUUAGGACGACUCACUGUAUGGGGCCUAAAUUAAAUAGACAAGUUCUUGGUGCUUCCUCUAGCUCAGCCCCUUCAGCUCCAUAAAAUAGCUUAUGGCAGAGCUUGACUCGCCAGGUCGUUCUUCAGGCUGCUUCCCGUCAGUUGCAGAAUUGAGGGUUGGUUUUUUCCCAGAGUACGCUCAUCUUUUAGUUUCCGAGUCCUUCUCCUCGGCAGCCAGUGCUUGGGUUUUUUUCAUUUUGUGUCCAAAGUAUUUUGGGUAAUUGCCCUGUGUUCAGGCUGGAGUAUCACACUUCCUGACUUCAUUUACAACCGUUUGUAUGCUGACUCAGUGAGCGCACAAACCUCUCUUAUGCAAGUAGAGUAACUUACAUUGAUUGGAAGGGGAUGUGAAACGAAGCCCAAAAGUUAGAAAGAGGUUUUGAUGGCAAAUGCGUACGGCGAUGACUUUUUGGUUUUUCAGAACUCCUGGAUUUUCGUUUCCAAGUAGCUUGAUCUCCCUGGCGCAGUUGCUCCAACUUCAUGCCACCGUGGCUUUGUCCUGCUCAGCUCUUUUCCAUUGUCCGGGAUGCCCCACAAACUGCUGCCUCCGACACGGAGGUGUAUGUUUUCAUGUCUUACAAGUUGCUGGGCGAAGCCCUUAAUUACAGCUGGCCCUUGCAGAGGGGGAGGAAAACACAGUGAAACCAAAAUGUGGUAGGGAAGGUAACGGGGAAGUAUUUGUGCCUCCGGUACACCUUUCCCUGCAGCCGGGUUUCCUUACGUAACCCCAGUGCUUCUGGAAGUUGGAAAGAUGCGCACGUUUAAACGGCACAGAGACAGGGACGUGAGUCAGUGCUGUCCCCUUUCUGACUGAAAGAGUUAUCCAAAGCCUAGGGCCUUGCUGGUAGUUUAUCAGAGUGCGUAUCUAUGCUGUGGAGCCCACAGCAGCGAGCACUUGGAGCCUGUGAACGCCUAGGUCUCUGUCAGUGAUCUUACAUUUAAUGGAAGGAGCAUCCGACUGCCGAGACAGUACACAGGUCUCAUGGAAGCCUGCUUGUUUACAGCAACUGUGCAAGGACCCGAUUCUUGCAGCUGCUGGUGGCCCGGGAAAAGCAGUUUUGCUGCUGUUGGUAACAGACCACAGUCCUUAUGCUAACUUUGUGAGGCCAGAGGACCAGGCUCUACAGGGCUUGUUGGGAGAACUGACUUUGUGAAAAGAAGCUUUGCAAGGGUGUCUCAUGUUACAAUGUGUGGUUCGAGUACCAGGUAAUAGCAAAGGCCUUGAAAACGUGGGUGUGGGUUAAAGAGCAUCCGCAAGGCUAUAAAGAAUUCCGCAGUAGUCAGUUCCCGGCCAUAGAAGUACAGCCUUGACACCUGAGAAAAACUGGUAUCAUAAAGAGAAAAAAGAGGAAGAAGCCAAGCAAGAAAAAAGUUGAGCAACAGGGUAAUACGCGCUGGGAUAACCCCAGGCGUGGGGCGAGCACGGGGUGAGGAUGGCCUGUCGUGACAUCCCCCGGCGAUGGACGGCGGUGCCCCCGAGUGAUGGCUUCUGAGGUCACCGAGGAAUGGACUGUGAUGUCCCCGAGCGAUGGAUUGUUACCACGCGUCCCUCCCUGCUUGAAUUCGGGCACCGAGCCUCAGCCAGCCGGCUCGUGCCCACACUCCAGCUGAGCGGGUUCGCGAGGUUUGGAGUGUCGAGCGAGGCCUUUGUUGAGCAAGUGCUGGUGUUGGGCUCGGGCAGUUGUUUUUUGCAGCUCUCCGUGCCCAACCUCAGAGCCGUCCAAGGAUUUUGCCCGGCCCUGCCAGGUUCAGGCAGCCGGGGCACCCAGGAGGCACGCUCGCAGCAGCAGAGCGUGACACCCGCUGCUGCAGCGCCGGUGACAGGGAGCAGCUCAACGUCCCCAGCUCCCCCCAGCCCACCGCAGCACGUGGGGACCAUGGCCGUGGAGCUGGACAACCGCUGUCCCAUCUGCCUGGACAGCUGGGAGGAGGCCAGCUACGUGAUGCCGUGCCUCCACCAAUUCUGCUAUGCGUGCAUCCUGCGGUGGGCUGAGAGCAAGCCCGAGUGCCCCCUCUGCAAGAGGAACGUCACCUCCAUCUUGCACUCGGUGCAGGCGGACGACAACUUCAAGGAGCACGUUGUCGCACCACCUCCAGUACCACCAGUUGCCGUCCACCGGGCAGGAGGUGCUCCUGGCCAUCCAGCCGCCCACAAUCAGCCAUCAGCUGCACAGCCGCUGCCCGGGGCUCCUGUGGGCAGCCUCCAUCCCCACGUCUGGGCAUCCCUCUUCCGAGAGGACCCAGCUCUGCUCCGGCCCGUGAUGCUCUGGCUGCGACAGGAGCUGUGGCUCUUCUUCGAGGGUGGCCGCUGGGAAACAGCUGCAGCGCGGAGGCUCGUCCUGUCCAGCCUGCACGUCUUCGGCCUGGACGAGGAAACCCUGUUCCAGCUGCUGCAGGGUGCCCUGGGCGACUACACGAGGACCUUUGUGCGCCAGCUGAUCGACACCGUCGUGGAGCGGUGCGGCGGGGAGGCACGACGCCGGACGGGCCUGGAGGACGCCCGUGCUGCCGAGGAGCGGGAGGGCAGCCCUGCGGCUGCCCCCGGCCCCGCUGCCUCCCAAAGGGGGUCUCCUGCUCCCAGCCCAGCCCCCUCCAGCAGCCGUGGCACAGCCGAGGCAGAAGAGCUCCCCAGCACCUCAGCGGCUGCCCUUCGUGGGGCUCCUGGCAGCCCUCCCUCUGCCCCUGUUCCCACCCACAGGGAGCACGACGAGCCACAGGAGGACCCAGAGGAGGCUGUGCCCGGGCCCUCCGCUCCCAGCCAGGGCAGCGAACUCUCCCCUGGGGGACGCCGGAGAGCCCCAAAGAGGAGGGCUGGCAGCCCUCGGGCCUCGUCACCUCCGAACAAGAGGCCACCCCACCGGCCACAGUAGGAGGGUGCCCCAGGAGCUGGCGACACCAGGGACGGGCCAGCAGCUGGGGCACCCACCAGCCUCCCAAAGGGACCCGGAGACGGUCAUUAGUAGCCUAGCGCUAAUGAUCAAAUCCUACAAUAAACGCAUGAAAAGU